AUGCCCCAGUGCAGUGCCCAGUGUGACCCGAAUCUGAGCUCCAUGACGCGCUCCUCAGUCCGGGCGUCCGGCAGGGGGUGGUCCGGCAGUCUGGCAAGGCUGAAUAGAGAAGAAAACGGGAGAGACGCGAGGGUACUUACGAGUUACGAAGGCUUCGAAGGCGCGGGAUUAGUCAGCACGGAUUCAAGGGGCGAAAUUGAGGCUCCCGGGAUCCAGAGGCGUACACUGGAAGCAGCUUGCCUAGCCGCUCCAAGGCACACGAACAUGUCGCGAGCGCUAAACCCAGGGGUAGCACGUACCGGUGGACGGCCCCAGGCGCAGCGAAACGCGUUGGAAACGUUGUUAGACCGUGGCCGGACGGCCGGACUCACGGACGCUGCCGCUCUGCCGGACUUCCGGCAACGCCGGACAUUCCAACUCAGUGGUAUUCUGUCAGGUUGGCCAUUCGCCCUGGGUGGGAUGAAAGAAGGGAGAAAAGUCUUCGGUAUUGCCUUCCCCGGCCCAGAGCGGGUUGAUGAGGUCACUGAUGGGCCCGGUCGCGGUUUCGAACCCGGGUUUCAAGCCAACGACAGGUCGGCAUGGGCAGUCGGCAAUGCAUUUCUGAGCGCUCAUUCGUUCGAUGUAAGAGGACAUCCGUGGUCAAAAUGA
Coprinopsis cinerea okayama7#130 is the source of this 648-nucleotide messenger RNA. RefSeq lists its product as hypothetical. NCBI's taxonomy places the organism in Eukaryota, Fungi, Basidiomycota, Agaricomycetes, Agaricales, Psathyrellaceae. The transcript is spliced from 6 exons. Bases 1 to 648 code for a protein of 215 amino acids. The record is from RefSeq and is a predicted model, not a curated record.